AUCUCCGCAUACUAUUACCCCAGAUCCCCGGAACACUCAACAGCCGUUUGCCGCUGAGUGAAGCUAUCUCCUUGCCCUUACAUGGUGAAAUGUAGGUAGGGUCCAUGACCCCGUACACUACAUAUUCCGUGAUCCGGCCCCUUGGCGCUCGCCAGCACCGUAUCAUCACGACUCUUGUUGGCUGUGACGUUGUCUCCUUCUGGAUAUAUCUUCAGACGGUUGUUUCUUCCUACACUUCUUGUUCGUUUCUCACCAUCUUCCUUUUCACCUUCACGAUCGAUUGUCAACCUGGUGUUGUGUUUGUGUUGCAUUUACUCUUCUGUUUCAUUCAUUCUUUAUACCAAGCACGGGUCUGCUUUCUUGCUGCUUCCAUUCAUUCUCCUUUCGAGUUUUCUACUUGUCUCUUCGAGCUGUGCUCGUCACUUCAUCAACCCUGAACGACAAUUGUCUAAACGACGAUCGACAAAGUCCAGCAACCUACGGCCCUGCCUUGUGGUUUUCCCUACUCAUAUUGUAAUACUGGGACCAGCAUAGUCCACACACGCACAGAAGCAUAUACAGGACCAGGCUCGCAUUUCUUC
Neurospora hispaniola is the source of this 581-nucleotide messenger RNA. RefSeq lists its product as uncharacterized. Lineage: Eukaryota; Fungi; Ascomycota; Sordariomycetes; Sordariales; Sordariaceae. The transcript has a single exon. The record is from RefSeq and is a predicted model, not a curated record. Bases 105 to 437 code for a protein of 110 amino acids.